AUGAGUUUUUACCAGCCAUCCCUAUCCCUUUAUGACGUUUUGAACGCAUUGUCCAACCAAACUGGCCAGAGAGGGCAACAAGGAUUACCUCGCCAAUCACAAAGACCACAGAGAUAUCAUCCGCAUUACGGACAGGUGCAUGUUGGCGGGCAUCACCCCCGCCAUCACCAUCCAUUGUAUAACAGAUACAACGGCGUUCCUAAUACCUAUUACUAUCAAUUCCCUGGACAAGCGUAUUACUAUAGUCCCGAAUACGGUUACGAUGAUGAGGACGGCGAGGAAGAGGACCAAGACGAAGAUAUGAUGGGUAACAGUGGUGCUGUAAGAAAAGAAGAGGGGGAAGAGGGCAGCAACGCGAGAAGAUAUCCAUCGUAUUACCAUGGCAAUACUGCCAGGAGCAAUAGGAGCGACCAACAGGCAAAUAGCUUAAACGACUUACUAAGUGCGUUAAUAGGCGUCCCACCUUAUGAGGGCACUGAACCAGAAACUGAAGCAAAUGAUGUGCAAGGAGAGGACGGAAAGGGAAGGGAAAAGGAGAAGUCCGAGAUAUCUAAAGAGGAAACAGCGGAAAGUGACAAAGAAAAAAACCCUUUGGAUCAGCCGGAAGCGUCAUCGAGACCACCGCUAACCAAAAAUUCUUCAUCGUUCGCUCAUCUGCAAGCGCCUUCCCCAAUCCCUGACCCGCUACAGGUUUCCAAGCCUGAGACGAGAAUGGACUUACCAUUUUCACCAGAAGUGAACGUCUACGACACCGAGGACACUUACGUGGUUGUCCUUGCGCUGCCAGGUGCCAACUCUAAGGCUUUCCACAUUGAUUACCACCCAUCUUCCCAUGAGAUGCUCAUCAAGGGUAAAAUCGAAGACAGAGUGGGUAUCGAUGAAAAGUUCUUGAAGAUCACGGAAUUAAAAUAUGGUGCAUUUGAAAGAACCGUUAAAUUUCCUGUGCUGCCACGCAUUAAAGACGAAGAGAUCAAGGCCACCUAUAACAAUGGUCUGCUACAAAUCAAGGUACCUAAAAUUGUUAAUGACACUGAAAAGCCAAAGCCGAAAAAGAGAAUUGCCAUUGAAGAAAUACCCGACGAAGAAUUGGAGUUUGAAGAAAAUCCCAACCCUACGGUAACAAAUUGA
Messenger RNA from Saccharomyces paradoxus, 1128 nucleotides. It is a transcript of the gene HSP42, whose product is annotated as heat shock protein HSP42. The transcript has a single exon. Lineage: Eukaryota; Fungi; Ascomycota; Saccharomycetes; Saccharomycetales; Saccharomycetaceae. The record is from RefSeq and is a predicted model, not a curated record. The coding region runs from base 1 to 1128 and encodes 375 amino acids.